AAUGCGCAGCUUCCCCUCCUGUGACUGUAGACAAUACACAUAAACAGUAUGUUUUGUAUCGUCGCGAUUCAUUGAUUUUGUUAUAUCACGGAAUUAUUCAACAAGAAGCCAUUGCGACGCUACCUAAAUCUACUUGUGUUGUUCGACAUACAGACCGGAGCCGGCCAGCCCAGAAAUAUCUCCGCGUUGACUGCCCAUCAUGUCGGUCAUUCUCUGUACUGCUGGUUACGACCACACUAUUCGAUUCUGGGAAGCGCUGUCUGGAAUCUGCUCCCGCACCAUUCCUCACCCAGACUCGCAAGUCAAUCGCCUCUGCAUAUCGCCUGAUAAGCGCUACCUCGCUGCUGCCGGCCACCACACUGUAAAGCUGUACGACAUCAAAUCAACCAACCCGAAUGCGAUUCUUACCUUUGACGGCCAUACUUCGAACAUUACCGGUGUCGCGUUUCACUGUGAAUCCAAGUGGUUAGUCACUUCAUCGGAAGAUGGCACGGUUAAGAUUUGGGAUACACGGUCAGGCAAUGUCCAACGCAACUACACCCACGGUGUUCCGGUCAACGAUGUGGUGAUUCACCCAAACCAGGGAGAAUUAAUCAGUUGCGAUCGUGGCGGCAACGUAAGGAUCUGGGACCUCGGCGAGAACAAGUGCUCGCAUCAGCUCAUUCCCGAAGAUGAUGUCAGUGUCGCAAGUGUGACUGUUGCCAGCGAUGGCAGCAUGGUUUGUGCUGGAAACAACGCUGGUAAUGUCUAUGUCUGGCGAAUGAUCCAACGUAGCGACACUACAUCCAUCCUGCCCAUAUGCAAGUUUGUCGCACAUACCACCUACAUCACUCGCGUUCUCCUCUCCCCCGAUGUCCGCCAUCUAGCCACUUGCUCCGCUGACCACACAGCCCGCAUUUGGUCUGUUGAUACCUCAGCUCCCCAUAACGUUACGCCCAACGACAAUCUCCCGUCAGCCAGCGAACGCGACCCAGCAGCUUUCCCGCUCGAGACUACACUACACGGCCACCAGAGAUGGGUCUGGGAUUGUGCCUUCUCGGCAGAUAGCGCGUAUCUGGUCACUGCCUGUUCUGACCAUUAUGCGCGAUUGUGGGAACUAGGCAGUCAAAGCAUUAUUCGGCAAUACAACGGACAUCAUCGUGGAGCCGUCUGUGUGGCCUUGAACGACACUGCUGUUGGUAAUUAGGGAUCACGACUUCACUCGGUAAGUAAGAUUAGUGAACGAUAUGUGCAUGAAUCCAUGUAUUUGCAUCAGCGUUGGCGUUUUUGGCGGGGAAAUGAUACUCAGUAACGGGGAGGUUAAUUAGUCAAAUAUUAGAUGGGCAUCUAUGGCGAAACAAGGAGGGUUCUUAAUCAUCAAGGUCUGGGAAGUGACAAUCAAGUCAUAUACAACAUGUGUCUGUUUGAGCGGUAAUCUGGAUUGUGGAGAUAUAAGGGUACAAAUCAUUGUUGCAUAGUGUACAGAUGAAGAUGAAGGGCAGAGAAUGCAACGACGGUAUAUCGUUCUCAGUGAACGGUAAAACUAAUGCCCUCUCUCGUUCGCUCUUUGAACAAGCCCUUUUUUUUCUGCUCUUAAUCGCAUGAUAAAUUGAUCCUAUUUACAGCA
Bipolaris maydis ATCC 48331 is the source of this 1606-nucleotide messenger RNA. NCBI's taxonomy places the organism in Eukaryota, Fungi, Ascomycota, Dothideomycetes, Pleosporales, Pleosporaceae. The record is from RefSeq and is a predicted model, not a curated record.